AUGCCACAACCUCCUCGAGAUGAGCCGCCUACGGAACCGAUCAAGGCACUCCCGACGGCGGCCUCUGUGAUUCAGGUAUCGAAGAGAGGACAGUCUGUUCCGUCGGGUGACCCUCUUUCCAUGUCGCAAAGCGAGCUCUCGCUGCCCUUUCGCAGAAGCAACCCAUCAGCCGCCUCGCUGUAUGCCUCGACGCUUUCGCCGCCCGGCUCCCGUUCCAUGUCCCCGUCUGGCCGCGGCUCGCCUUCGAGAUAUCUCGCCAACACUGUAUUUGACGUCAGCCAGGGGCGCGGUCUCCCUGAGGAUGCUGGUGAUAGCCCGGGGGAACCCCUCAGUCUGGUCCUAAGGGCCUUUGUCCCGCAUGUGGCUAUAUACCCCUCGGCAGAUACUGAAGUUCUGAUGCGCGAAAAAGGUUUCAAGAAUGGCCUAUGGGAACUGCUGCGACCGUUUGGUGAGAGAAUACAAGGAAAGGUCAAUGUGCGCGAUAGCAAUGGCGUUAGCCGCGUCGCAGAGGACUUCUCUAUCCGCUUUACAAAGUUUGGUGACAACAUAGAACACCCUGAUCCAGCCAUUUCGGGCCAACGACCAUCCUCGACAGAUGAAAAAAAUGGGUUACCAUCCACGUCGGCCAGGGACAGAACCAUAUUGUCUGAUGUUGAGGCGGUAGUUGACAAGCACCUGGCAUACGCCGAGCAGUCUUUUCAGGCGUCACCGAACCACGAGAUCUUGAGAAAACAAGGCCUUGAUGUGGACACUGCUUCUCCUUACUAUGCUUUAUACCUUCGCCGACUCUUGUCAGGUCUACCAAUAACUCCACACGAAACCUUUGCACAUCCAGUCGCUUGUGUGGUUGCCAUUAGUUCACGCAACGAAACUCCCAUUGAAGAACUGCGACGAUUGUACGCCGAGACAAACCAGGGCGACCAUAGAUUGCCCCCUUGGGUUGAUGGGGAAUACUUACGAUAUUAUGUACUUGUGCACGAUGAAGAAAACGGCGAUAUUACGAGGUCCAUGGCACUGUUUGAGCAGAUGAAACGACAUCUUGGUCUACACUGCCACCUCUUGCGACUGCGAUCUAGCCAAAGCGCUGAAACAGAUGAUGACAGCAUCCCAUUACCUCGUAGUGAUUGGAUGACUGCAGCGGAAGAACUUUACGAUAUUAAACGAAGCGAAGACGACGAGGAUUUUGAUGAUCCAUCGCACUACAUUUUCGAAUCUGACGCCACCGCUAUCCGCACCUUUGUCAAAGAAAUGGUCACACAAUCUAUCGUUCCUACCAUGGAAAGACACGUAUCUGUUUGGAAUGAUCAAGUGGCAUCUCGUCGAAGAGGUAUUACCGGCAAGUUUAUGAACCUGUCGCGCAAAUGGACCGGGUUUGGUGGAGGAGGACGAACGUCUGUUGGUGGCGGUGCUAGCAACAAGGACGUAUAUGACCCUGCUGGAUUCUAUCAUGCAACCUCGGCGGAAGCAAUCAUGCGAAAACUGGCCGACUUUGCCUUUAUGCUGCGAGAUUGGAAACUGGCAUAUUCAACAUACGAUUUACUACGGCCGGAUUUCAGCGAAGCGAAGGCGUGGAAGUACUAUGCUUCAGCUAAUGAGAUGGCUGCCGUCAGCAUGCUCAUGAUGCCUCAACAGCUGAGCUCGAAAACGCGCUCAGAAACCAUCGACCAGAUGCUCGAGUCGGCAUUCUACUCCUACCAGACGCGAUGCAGUAGCCCAUACGGUGCCUUGCGAAGUCUAACACUGGGUCUUGAGCUUCUGCGUUUGAGAGGAGGAUCGAAUGUCGACGACGCUGGCAGGUGGGGACUGCGACUGCUAGAGUCGAGAAUUCCGGGCAGAAUAGGCGACGCUCUCACCAAAGAACGUCUAGCCAUAUGUUAUGCAUCAAAGCCUGGCAUCGGCAGCUGGAACUGGGGUAGUCGCCGGCGCAAGUCUGCCGCCUGGAGUGUCCUGGCAGCUGAGGCGUGGGCAGACCAGUCCAAGUUCAUUCCUGCACAGCGCUGCCUUACUGAAGCGCAAAAGAUGUACCGGUCCAAGGAGGCGCAAGAUGGUGUUACACAAUUUGCCAUUGCUAUGGCUUACGUGGAUGGCCUUCAACGCGAACUCGCGGAUAGGCUUGGCCAUCUAGACGAGGCAGCGGAUGAAUCUGCGCUUGACGAGUCUCAGAGCGAGAUAGAAGAGGAGAGCGAGGCGCUCACAGAUAUGCGCACACGAAGGCCAAGUAUAGUCGCUCGUGGAGGUCUAGAAACAGCACCGCUUCACACUGAGCAGUUGGACAGCUCGGCUCCUGAUGCCACUCACCAAGAGGGCUUUAAUUAA
Molecule: messenger RNA, 2316 nt
Organism: Akanthomyces muscarius
Lineage: Eukaryota; Fungi; Ascomycota; Sordariomycetes; Hypocreales; Cordycipitaceae
Exons: 1
Coding region: 1-2316 (771 amino acids)
Biological process (GO): protein localization to phagophore assembly site; endoplasmic reticulum to Golgi vesicle-mediated transport
Cellular component (GO): phagophore assembly site; TRAPPIII protein complex; cytoplasmic vesicle
Source: RefSeq, a predicted model, not a curated record